Molecule: messenger RNA, 1305 nt
Organism: Penicillium canescens
Lineage: Eukaryota; Fungi; Ascomycota; Eurotiomycetes; Eurotiales; Aspergillaceae
Product: phosphatidylinositol-specific phospholipase C
Exons: 2
Coding region: 1-1305 (434 amino acids)
Biological process (GO): lipid metabolic process
Molecular function (GO): phosphoric diester hydrolase activity
Source: RefSeq, a predicted model, not a curated record
AUGGUUGCCGAGCACCUUACCCUCCGCAACAAUACCUCCACUCCAAUUGUCCUGAAGCGCAUUGAGCGCUUCCAGGCGGAGGAAAAGUCAUUCGGUGCCAGCGCCUUCAACACACUGGCUUCCAACUUCACCCAGGUCCUGACCAACCAAACCCGCAGCGCAUCCGUUGCCAUCAUCCACCAUGACAGCCGCCCCUUCGAGGAAAACCAUGUGGACAUCCACCUGGAGCCCUUCGAAACGAAGAAGACGGAGCUCCGCUCCUUCAUCGACUCGGAAAAGGAGCGCAUGCGUCUGAUCUUCGAAGUCGAAGGCCAAAAAUAUCAAAUUCAAACCCCAGUCCCAACAGAGGAAUCAGCAACCAUGAAAGCCCUAAGCGAGAACCCCCAAUUUCAAUUCACAGGCGUCUACGUAACCCCAGAAUCAUUCCUGGCAAUCUACUCCUCAGCAAACUUAAACACUUGGAUGCACGAGCUCCGCGACGACACCCUCGUCUCAGCCCUCUCAAUCCCAGGCACGCACAACUCCCCAACCUGCCACAUCGCACCACCCUCAGUACGCUGCCAAGCCGUCAGCCCGCGCGAGCAGCUCGAGAACGGCGUGCGCUUCUUCGAUAUCCGCGUGCAGCCCCAGUACCCAGAAGACGCAGCACGCGACGAGCUCGUCCUCGUACACAGCGUAUUCCCCAUCUCGCUGACAGGAAACAAGUACUUCCGCGACCUGAUGCGCGAAGUGAAUGAAUUCCUCGAACGCAACCCAUCCGAGACUCUCAUCGUCUCCGUGAAGCGCGAAGGACCCGGCAACGCAACGGACGAGCAACUCUCGCGCAUCUUGCACGACCACUACGCCCGCCCUGACAGUCGGUGGUGGGUGCGGCCCAAGAUCCCGACCCUAGGCGAAGCGCGCGGCAAGGUCAUCCUCGUGCGCCGUUUCAACCUGCAGGAGAAUCUGAAGGGCGAGCAUGGCGGUAAUGGAUGGGGAAUUGAUGCCGCGGCGUGGGCAGACAACACCGCGCACGCAAUGUGUCCUAGUGGCCAGCUGUGCAUUCAGGAUUUCUACGAGGUGAUGGAGAAGCCGAGUAUCGAGCAGAAGAUCAAUAACUUCUGGAAGACCAAUACUUGGCCUGAGAAGAUCGCUGCCAAGGUUAAUCCUGCUAUUGUGGAUUAUCUCUGUCGGCGGAAGCGGGAUGGGGAUGCGGAUUGCUCGACUGGUAUUCUUGUGACAGACUGGGUUGGUCUGGAUGGGAAUUGGGACCUUGUGCGUUGCAUUGUAGGUAUGAAUGCCAAGCUGCGCUUGAGACAGAAGUAG